Oikopleura dioica is the source of this 834-nucleotide messenger RNA. The record is from the annotation of a GenBank genome assembly. NCBI's taxonomy places the organism in Eukaryota, Metazoa, Chordata, Appendicularia, Copelata, Oikopleuridae.
AUGGUCGUUAAGGAAAUUAUUCAUCCUUUGUUUUUGCUGUUAGCUAGCGAGAGAAGCGCGGAAGCUAGAAUUCUGAAUUGCUGUCACCAGGCUGAAUGGAACGGACGCACCUAUGACUCAAGUGGGACGAUCAAAAUCGGAAUCGAUGAAGUUCCGCUUUACAGAUCCGUUGGCGACUCAACCAACUCCGGAAACCUGGUCUCGAUGAAUUGGGAGCGCAGUGAUGGAAAAGUUCAUCCUUCGUUAUAUGUUACAAAGCAAACUAACAUUGACGGAGAUGAUAUGAUGAUCACGGAAGAAAUAGGAAAAGCGGAAACUCAGGUUGAUGGAUCGUUAACUUGUCCCGAUCAAAUGGAAUGGAAGGAUGCUAAUGACACUGUAAUCGAGUGGAAAUGCUUGCCACCAUCUGAUGAUUGCGUGAACCAACAUGAUUUUUGCAAUGAGAUGGAGGAAGACGACAUCGCAGCAAAGUGCACAACUCUUGGCAAAAUCUGUUGCAAGACAUGUACGGAUUACAGACUUCAAAUUGAAGAAGCUUUGAGGAGCAAACAGGAUGAAAUCACUGCUGCUGCGACAGCCAACAUGCCACCGGAAGAGGAAGUACAAGAAGGCGAUGCAACAGAGGCUGAUGAUCCUGCAGAAAAAGAAUCUGCAGCAGAAGAAUCUGAAAACGAGACCGAUCCAAAUACGGAGCCUGAGCCCGAAACAAAGAAACCAGGCUCAAACGAAACUGACGAAGCUGAUACAAAGACUGACCCUGAACCGGAACCUGAAGGAAGCAAUGCGCUGGCAAUGACUUGUUCGGCAAUCAUCGUUCUAUCUCUUUUUCUGUAA